AUGCCAAAAAUUAGACAUUCACGAACGAAAAAGCCGCCAGAAGGCUUCGAUGACAUAGAACCAACUUUACUCGAGUUUGCGCAGAAGAUGAAAGAUGCCGAAAAUGAACCACAUGAAGGAAAACGACGUGUUGAAUCUUUGUGGCCCAUUUUUCGUUUGCACCAUCAAAGAUCACGUUAUAUUUAUGAUUUGUAUUAUAAACGUGAAGCCAUAUCAAAAGAUGUGUACGAAUAUUGUGUAAAAAAUGGGUACGCCGAUGGAAAUUUGAUUGCGAAAUGGAAAAAGCCAGGAUUUGAACGUCUCUGUUGUCUAAGAUGCAUUCAACCUAAAGACACGAACUUUGGAACAACAUGUAUCUGUCGAGUGCCGAAAUCAAAACUGGAGGCAGGCCGUAUUGUCGAAUGUGUUUUGUGUGGUUGCAGAGGCUGUUCGAGCACCGAUUUCACUUCUUCUAAAAAGGAUAAAUCAAGACCGAAAGUACCUGAGGAAAUUCAAGAUUCAUCUAUUCAACAGGAGUUACAUGAAUUUACACAGUUAGAACAAAUCAACCAAACGCAUACAUCAACAUCCCAUCCAAAUUAUGAGGAAGAAAACGAAGAUAACCAGGAUAACCUCGAUGGAUAA
Molecule: messenger RNA, 624 nt
Organism: Acaulospora morrowiae
Lineage: Eukaryota; Fungi; Glomeromycota; Glomeromycetes; Diversisporales; Acaulosporaceae
Source: the annotation of a GenBank genome assembly